Messenger RNA from Telopea speciosissima, 1634 nucleotides. RefSeq lists its product as uncharacterized. The record is from RefSeq and is a predicted model, not a curated record. The transcript has a single exon. Lineage: Eukaryota; Viridiplantae; Streptophyta; Magnoliopsida; Proteales; Proteaceae. The coding region runs from base 97 to 1350 and encodes 417 amino acids.
CACGGGUAUUGGAAUCAAGGAAGGACGUAUAUGAAGAUUUCUCUAUUUGGUUUAUCUUAUGCUGGUUACCAUUAGGAUCUUUCACUCAACUCUGCCAUGGAGACCACCUCCGUCUGCCUCCAUUCGUCAGCCAAUCCUUUUGGAUUCUCUCUAACCAGUUGCCGCAGAGUCUCUUUGAGACACAAAAACGAGCACCUACAAGCCAAGCUACAUAUUCAGCGAUUUUCAAAGUCCCAAACCUUCAAGUCUCUCGUAAACCCCGUUAGAUACUCUUUUUCCAGCACCACAGACCAUAAAAUCCAGAAUCCAUUUGUCAAAACUUUGAGAAGACCUUUCCUUGCAUCACCAGUGCCGACAAUACUGACAAGGAAUGAAAACCAUUCUGGUAAAUGUUCAUAUUCCAACACCUCCAACUCUGGGUUGAAGAACCCAAUAACGGAAAUCCUUGGAAACCUCUCUCUGGUUUCAUUGAAGCGUAGACUUUUGAAUCUAACCCCUCUCGACGUCUGCAAAUGGUCUGCAAUUUUGUCCUUCUCCAUAGGUACUGCAAAAUGGACUGUAUAUCACCUAUUGAAUCCCUUCUUCUGGAUGUACUUUAGUUGGUCAUGGCUGUUCUGGCCAUGGUUUGUAGCCAUUGCUUUGGCAGGCUAUGGUCUUUAUUGCCUUCAGAAGCACACUAAGGGAGAUGCCAGUAUCUUUGAACAGCUUGUCAUAGUGACCUCAACAAUCACCUGGCUUACUCUAGUCCCUCCAGCCCAUUUUAAUGGGUUCCUUGAGGGGUGGCCUUUUGUGUUCUUCUUUGUCUACCAUUAUUUUUUCUUCUUCAAUGUCAGUGUCAGGAAACGCCUAUACGGGGAUUACUAUGCUCGCCCACACGACCCCAAAUGGGAUGUGGUUCUUCCCAAUUGGAAUCGUCUUCUCUUCAGUGCUGGAGUCAUGGCUGCACACUGGCUUGCUGCAGCAGAAGGGCCGGAAUCACACCUUAUUCCAGGUGGAUGGAGCAAUUUGGGAUUGUGGAUUUUGAUCAUGAUGACACUAUUUAUGCAAUAUCAUUCCACAUUGUAUCUUGCCAAGUAUUCAGAGAACGUGGUGGUGCCGACUGCUGUUGUGCAGUUUGGACCAUAUAGAUGGGUCAGGCAUCCAAUAUAUGGAUCGACAAUGCUUCUGUUCGCAUCUUAUUUUGUUGCACUCAGGGCGCCACUGAGCUUGCUUUUUGUUCUUGUGGUUUGUUUGGUGUAUUACAAUCUGAAGGCAGAAAUGGAGGAGGCUCUAAUGGUUGAUACAUUCGGGGAGAGCUACAGGGAGUACAUGAGGAAAGUUAGGUACAAAUUCAUCCCUCUAGUGUAUUAGUGAUAUUUUGUGGUUCUGGGUACAGUGUUGUAAUUGGGUGAUAAAAAAGAAUUCUUGUAUUCAUUAUCUGAUAAAUUCAGGGAGUUUUGGCUUCAUAAAUUUAUGUAAACUUGAAGGAUUUGGAUUUUCCAAGGUGCAAUUUUUUCCCUGAUGUUUAUAGUUCAUUAUUUUGGCUAGUCUUUUGAUUUUGUGUCAAGAGUUCUUUGGUUUAUGCUUGAAUUCUUUUAUGUUGCAGACUCAUUUGCUAAGAAUUGAUUAAACUGGCUAUCUAUCUUGGUAUUUUA